Messenger RNA from Sturnus vulgaris (Common starling), 4340 nucleotides. The record is from RefSeq and is a predicted model, not a curated record. NCBI's taxonomy places the organism in Eukaryota, Metazoa, Chordata, Aves, Passeriformes, Sturnidae.
UUUUUCAAUGACAAAACUAUAUUUAUGCAAAACAAAAGAAACCUCAGUGACUUCCUGUUAAAAAAAGUGUCUUCUUCUAUAUUCUCACCUACUCAUCUCAGUAUGUUGUGCUUUAUAUUAUUAAAAAAAAAUCAGUGCAAAGGGAAUUCAUAUUUAGAAAUGUUUUUCCAGGCUAUGCAGAAAGCACAGCAAAGUGGCUGAGAUCUCAGUGCCUCAUAUGGAAGAGUGAGGAUGUGUGGGGAGGCUGCAGUUAACACCAGUAGACCAUAAGGUGUUAGAAGGGUUCAGCUUAAGGAUACAUCUAGGAUAAUAUCCUGUUUCCAUAAACAGCCUUAAGUGGAUACACAGGGACGUUUAAAAACAAAGAAAUGUAUUUCAGGCAUGCAGUUCUUCCAGUGUCUAGCUGUUUUCAGCUCUGGGCUUCUCUGAAUGUGCUGCAAUUAUUCCCUUGAAAAAUCCUUAUUAGACCUUUUCCAAGUAUUUAUCCAGUCAGUGACCCUCAUUACAUCUCUCUUCCAAGUACCCAUCCAAACCCUGCUUGAACAUCUGUAUAAUAUUUGCUUCCACAACAUGCUGAGGGAAAUAAAGAAGUAGAUGUAAAUUCUGACAAGGAACCUGAGCAAGGAGAGGAGAUGGGACUGCUAGAGAAGCAUCAUAGCACAUAGGUAAGGAUGAAGAGCCAGGGUGGAAAGUAAGGAAUAUGUGCUCAGAGAUGACAUGAGCUUAGAGGUGAAAGCUUCCAGAAACCCUGUAAAAGUGUCUCAGCUACAAGGUGACAAAAGGUUGACAUGCAACAUGAGUGUUACAAUACAUAGUGAUAAAAGACAGCAUGUUUAACUGGAGUAUUACUAGAUAAGAGAUAAGAAGAAUAAUAUUGCAGGUGGGAGAAACCACAAAAGACAGCUAGGAUGGUGUGGAUGAACCAGAUGUCUUUUACUGUCCACAUCUCUUGGCAAUUUUCAGCUAUUUUUUCCUUAGCUUCAGGCAGUGACUGCUGAGCAUCUUCUGGCACUGAAGAUCUGUCUCUGCAUUCAUAUCUGCAUUCUAUUGCAAAACUUCAGCUCUGGAUACCUACCUGUAUUUUUGUUUGAACUUAUGUGUACUAAUUAGAAAUGCAUUUUUUGCUAUCAAUUUGUCAAAACUGUAGUUUAAACUGCUGACAAAGCUAACUAAGUUGGCAAAAGCCAAGGCUUUUGAUACUUUUCAUCCAUAGGACUGCUGUAUUUUGAAAUAGUAAUUAUUUGACAAGGAGUCUGAUGCACAGAAACUGAAUAACUGUCUCUUCUGACUUUAAACUAUAAUUAGCAUUUGCUUAGUGUGUAAAUUUGUGCCUAGAAUGUUUGACCAAAAACUACUGUUAUUUUUUAAUAGGUUUUCAAUACAUCAUUGUUUGAACCACCUCCACAAGGGUAUGAAAAUGUUACUGAUAUACUACCACCAUAUAAUGCCUUUUCAGCACAAGGAGUGCCAGAGGCAGAUCUGGUGUACGUGAAUUAUGGCCGUACAGAAGACUUUUUUAAGCUGGAGCGUGAAAUGGGAAUUAACUUUACAGGAAAGAUUGUCAUUGCCAGAUAUGGGAAGAUCUUCAGAGGAAACAAAGUUAAAAAUGCCAUAUUAGCAGGAGCCCAGGGGAUCAUACUUUACUCAGAUCCUGCUGACUACUGUGCCCCAGGAGUAGAUGUUUAUCCAGGUGGCUGGAACCUUCCAGGUGGAGGAGUCCAGCGUGGGAAUGUGUUAAAUCUGAAUGGAGCUGGGGACCCCCUAACACCAGGUUAUCCUGCAAAAGAGUACACUUUCAGGUAUAAAGUUAAUGAAGGUGUAGGGAUUCCCAAAAUCCCGGUUCAUCCCAUUGGAUAUCAAGAUGCAGAAGUAUUACUGCGUGCAAUGGGAGGACCUGCAGCUCCAGACAGCAGCUGGAAGGGAAGUCUCAAUGUGCCUUAUAACAUAGGGCCAGGAUUCACAGGCAACUCUUCUACAAGAAAAGUCAGAAUGCAUGUUCAUACAAGCAAUAAGAUAACACGAAUUUACAAUGUCAUUGGCAUCCUCAGAGGAGCUCUGGAACCAGACAGAUAUAUUAUUUUAGGUGGUCACAGAGACUCUUGGGUGUUUGGUGGUAUUGAUCCAACGACUGGUGCAGCUGUUCUGCAGGAAAUUGUACGGAGUUUUGGCAAAAUGAAGGUGGAAGGUUGGAGACCUAGGCGAACUAUUAUUUUUGCUAGCUGGGAUGCAGAAGAAUUUGGAUUAUUGGGUUCCACAGAGUGGGCUGAGGAAAAUGCCAAAAUCCUUCAGGAACGGGCAGUCGCUUACAUCAACACAGAUUCUUCUAUAGAAGGUAACUACACAUUAAGAGUUGACUGUACCCCUCUUCUCUACAAAUUGGUGUAUAAUCUGACAAAAGAGAUUUUAAGCCCUGAUGAGGGUUAUGAAAAUAAAUCUCUUUAUGAGAGCUGGCUUGAGAAAGAUCCCGCAUCUGAAAAUAACACCUAUCCCAGAAUAAAUAAACUGGGGUCAGGCAGUGAUUUUGAAGCUUACUUCCAGCGACUGGGAAUUGCAUCAGGCAGAGCUCGUUACACCAAGAAUAGGAAAGCAGACAAAUUCAGCAAUUAUCCUGUUUAUCACACUGUGUAUGAGACAUUUGAGCUAGUGGAAAAAUUUUACGACCCCACCUUCAAGAAACAGCUAACAAUUGCCCAGUUACGAGGCAAACUGGUUUAUGAACUGGCAGAUUCCCAGGUCAUUCCCUUCGACUCUAGAGACUAUGGAGAAGCCUUAAAAGGAUACAGCAACAGAAUUUAUAAGUUGGCCAAGAAGCAUGAAGAACAACUGAAACUUUACAAAGUAUCAUUUGAUCCUCUUUUUUCUGCUGUGGUGAACUUCUCAAAGGUUGCUGCUGAAUUUCACAGGAGACUUGAAGAAGUUGACAAGAAAGAUCCAGUUGCAGUGCGCAUCAUGAACGAUCAGCUGAUGUUGAUAGAAAGAGCUUUCACUGAUCCUCUGGGCUUGCCAGGAAGGAAGUUUUACAGACAUGUCAUCUUUGCUCCAAGCAGCCACAACAAAUAUGCAGGAGAAUCCUUCCCAGGAAUCUAUGAUGCCAUGUUUGAUAUUGAAAGCAAAGCUGAUCAACAUGAAGCCUGGGAAGAAGUGAAGAGGCAGAUUUCCAUUGCAGCCUUCACUGUGCAGGCAGCAGCAGAAACACUGCAGGAAGUAGCGUAAGACGAUGGCUUUGAAAACUCACACUUUGCAUAGUGUGGCACACAGAGUUGUCACAGUUGCUGCUGCAUGGCCCAGUGUCCCCAGCUGCUGGCCCCGCCUGAGACUCCAGCCUCCCAAACUGCGUGGUAGGUGAGCAGAGCUCAGAGCUCUGUGUGUCAGAGAACUCCUGAGCUGGAAUUGCUGCAUCUCUGGUACUGACAGAACUGUAGCUUUAUGAACUGCCCAGGAUGGAAGCAAGAUGAGUGUGGGGAGAAGUCAGAAGGGGGGCAAGCAGGAACAAUCCGUUUCUGAUUAGAAUUGUCUGAGACAUCUGCCAAACUUUGAGGAUCCAAUGUUUUGGAUGCACAGUUACGAAAACAAUUAUUUGCCAAGCUACCUGCAAAUUUUGUCCACAGCAGUGAUCAGCAGCACACAUUUUGACAGAAAAAAUGUAAUACUCGGCCUGUCCAUUUUUCUUGUUCUGAUAAUUACUUUUAUAAUAGAAGACACCAAAGGCAUCUCUGCAUUUCAGAAUCUACUCUGCAGGACUGGUGAAUGCUCUUUACACUGAUUUGCUUUCUUUUCCUUAAAAAAAUAAAAAAGUGACUCUACUACUGAAUAUCAAAGCAGUACUGCCCAUUCUCAAUAAUCAGGGAAAACAGCUGCUUACAUGCAGAAAUCCAAAAGCAUGUUCACAGUGGAGUGCAUGUCCAUCCGUCUGAAAGACAUUAUGCAUCUCCCUCCUUUAUUUGCACUUUGGAAAAUAAUGAUUUUGGACAGGUACCAAAAGCCCUGUUCUUUUUUGGCACUUUCUCUAGUUCCAAACCCAUGGCAACUUUUGUUCCUAUUUUUUCCUGGGCAAUUUCUUUCAUAUUUUUUCCAUCUGAAGGAGCUGGAGGACAUUGUUAUUAUUAGCAUGGAGCUUGAGAUAAUUCUGUCUUCAAAUAAGAACUGAGGAACAUUUCCCAUCAGGAGUUGAUUUUACAUUCAAAGAGGAACUGAAAUGCAUGAGAAGGCCAGUUGUACAAAACUCUUUAAUUUGUAUAAAAAUAUAAAAAAAAAUUAAAAAUUCUUGCUUCAUUUGCCCUUUAGAUGUAAUUCUCAUCUACGUGAUUUAAAACUAAUAAAAUUGCUAGAAUUUUACUGAA